UCUGCUCUCUUUUUCCUUCUUAAUGCAGAUUCUUUCGGUUGAAGAUUAUCUAUCUCAUUCUUAAUGUAUUUUUUAUGCAACAGUGUCUGUGUGUCCAUGCUGCAUAACCUUACUUUUUAAGGACUUAACCCAUUUAAUUUUUUGAAAACGAAUUUAUUUAUAAGUUUAUGUUUCUUUUGUUGCUUAUCAGGAAGUGCACUAUCUCAUUAAAGCAAAAGAAAUGGUUAGAAAGGUCAAAAGAAAAUUAAAUGAAGAAGAUAAAGAUAGUCAGAUGGUAGAAACACUGAUGCCUCCUAAAAAGAAGAUAUUAGAAACUUCAUAUGAAAAGAGGAAAUGGAUCAACAAGCAAAGAGUGCUGGUAUUUGCAUCCAGAGGAAUAAGUCAUAGAGAUAGACAUUUAAUGGAAGAUAUAAAAAAACUUAUGCCUCACCAUAAACCUGAAGCUAAAAUGGAGCGUUCAAAAACACUAGCAAUAGUUAAUGAGAUGUGUGAAAUGAAAAAUUGCAAUAAAGCUAUUUUAUUUGAAGGUCGUAAAAAACGAGAUAUGUAUCUGUGGUUGGCAAAUAUACCAAAUGGGCCUAGUAUAAAGUUUUUGGUUCAAAAUGUGCAUACCAUGGCUGAAUUAAAAUUAACAGGAAACUGCUUAAGAGGCUCCAGACCAUUACUAAGUUUUGAUCCUCAAUUCAAUGAAAAAGCGCAUUGGAUGCUUUUGAAGGAAUUAUUAGUUCAAACAUUUGGUGUUCCGAAACAUCAUCCUAAAAGCCAACCGUUUUUUGACCAUGUGUAUACUUUUACCAUCCUUGAUAACAGAAUUUGGUUUAGGAAUUUUCAAAUUCUAUCAGAAGAUGGAGGUUUAACUGAAAUUGGGCCCCGAUUUGUACUUAAUCCAGUAAAAAUAUUUUCUGGGAGUUUUGGUAAAACAGCAUUGUGGGAAAACCCGCAAUAUAUUAGUCCCACAAAACUUAGAAUGCAAACGAAACUUGCCUCUAGAAAUAGAUAUAAUAAUCGAAUUCAAGAUAAAAGUCAUGCUGCACUGGCAAACUCCGAAGAAAGCUACAAAUCAGCACCGCUAGAGGAUAUCUUUCAAGGAAAUCCAUUAGAAAAAGCAACCAAGUUAACUAAAGAUUACAAAACAAAAGAUGAAGAGAAAGAACAGAAUAGAUCUAACCAGAAGAGGGCUAGUAAAACUAAAACUAAUAAACUAGUUCAUCCAAAAAUAAAAACAAAAAAGUAAUAAAAAUUUAAGUCGUAUAUUUUU
Agrilus planipennis (emerald ash borer) is the source of this 1258-nucleotide messenger RNA. Its product is annotated as ribosome biogenesis protein BRX1 homolog. Lineage: Eukaryota; Metazoa; Arthropoda; Insecta; Coleoptera; Buprestidae. The record is from RefSeq and is a predicted model, not a curated record. The coding region runs from base 221 to 1234 and encodes 337 amino acids. Gene Ontology annotation, molecular function: rRNA binding. Gene Ontology annotation, biological process: rRNA processing; ribosomal large subunit assembly. The transcript has 5 exons. Gene Ontology annotation, cellular component: nucleolus.